CACUUCCUGUUUAAGGUUAGCACUAUUUAAAAGAAACCAUGCCUAUCAUUUAACCACAGAGCUCAUCUGUGAACACUUGCUGUCAGACAUUAGAGAGAAAAAUGGAAUUAGAGGACAUUUAUGAAAAUGUUGAAAACAAUGAUAUUGAGGACACAACUAAACCUCGAACACUGAAUCACAGCCAGGAUGAAGGAAAAGAUCAAAAGUGCAGAGGAAGCAGGUGUUUGGUGUUGAUGACAGUGUGUCUCGGGAUCAUUUGUGUUGUUCUGCUGGUCUUCAUCAUAGCGCAGCACAUCUCCAACACAGCAGAGAGAGAAUCUCUGUUCAAGAGUAACAAGAACACAGUCCAAGAGUUCAAUCAGACCAUCAACAGCUUACAGGACAAUUACACUGAACUAAUGACUGAAAAAGACCAACUGAAGAACAACUUCAACUCUCUGAGUCAGAAGAAACUGGAGUUAGAAACUGAACUAAGGAAGUUAUAUGAACAAUGCAAAUGCAGGUUUAACAUAUCCAGUGAGUUGAAGAGCUGGGCUGACAGCAGGAAGUACUGCAGGGAUCGAGGAGCUGAUCUGAUCAUUAUCAACACUGAAGAGAAGCAGAGGUUCAUAUCUUCUUUAGUCAAAGAGUUUGUGUGGAUUGGUUUGACUGACAUUGAGAAUGAGGGUGACAUGAAAUGGGUGGAUAAUUCACCACUGAGACAAGGAUUUUGGGAAAUAAAUGAGCCGAAUGAUGCAGGUGGAAAUGAGGACUGUAUUGAACUGAAUCCUGCAAAACCUGUCCUGAACAACUGGAAUGACAUCCCAUGCUCAACGAUGAGAAAAUUUGUUUGUGAAAAUUAACAUCUGUUCCUUCAUCUUCAUGAUAGUUUUGACUCAUAUCUUCCUUCAUUAGUAGAUCAGUAGUCAUCAUUUCUGAUGAAGGUUACUAUCAGCAUUUCAUAAAAUAACAAACUUUAGGAUUACAAUUUUGAUGUAAUUUUCAAAACAAAGAGUAGCUAUAAAGAUGUAUUUUUUUAGAAGACAAGAUUAAGUAUUUUUUUCCUUACUGCAAAAUUAAAUAAAUGGCAAUGUUCUGUUUCUCAUAUUUUUCUGAAAUACUAGUAAAUCAUAGUAAAUGACAGAAGUCUAAAGUUUCCCUGAUUUGCACUGUUAUUCUUAUACUGAAACUGUGAUUAUUUUCAGUUGAAUUGGUUCCCUUUAAAUUAAAUGGUCACUUUUACUUUUACAUUAUUAGCAUUGUAAACCCACAGCAUUUUUUUGUUGUUGUUUUGAGGACUGUACCUGUGUCAUGUUUUUUUUUUUUUUUUUUUUUGUCAAAAAAGGUCCAGUCAGAACUGAUGUCCUGGCUGAGAUUUGAAUUGUAAUGUGCUGAUCUACCCGGCAGGACAUAAGUUGGCAUACACUUGCUGCAUAAAAACGCUCAAAAAUGUAAACCUCUGGGAGAGAGACAUAAAUCUGAAAAAGGGUGACGACUAGAGAUUGACUCAUUUAUUGGUUUUAUCAUUUAAUCGGCACCGAUAGUUGAUCAGUGGAACAAUCGGUUAUCUGCAAAAAUCCUUGCAGAUAGUUUUUCCGGGUUGCGUCCGUUGCAAGAGCUAUAUUAGGAGACUGGAGCAUAGA
This is a messenger RNA of Megalobrama amblycephala (Wuchang bream), 1622 nucleotides long. RefSeq names its product CD209 antigen-like protein E. The record is from RefSeq and is a predicted model, not a curated record. Gene Ontology annotation, biological process: biological process involved in interspecies interaction between organisms. Lineage: Eukaryota; Metazoa; Chordata; Actinopteri; Cypriniformes; Xenocyprididae. Gene Ontology annotation, cellular component: external side of plasma membrane. The transcript is spliced from 5 exons. Gene Ontology annotation, molecular function: D-mannose binding; fucose binding. The coding region runs from base 102 to 842 and encodes 246 amino acids.